Molecule: messenger RNA, 559 nt
Organism: Ilex paraguariensis (yerba mate)
Lineage: Eukaryota; Viridiplantae; Streptophyta; Magnoliopsida; Aquifoliales; Aquifoliaceae
Source: the annotation of a GenBank genome assembly
GUUUAUAAGUUCCCCUUCCUCUCUUCUUUCUCACUACCAUAAAGCACUCUCAUACCCAUAAUUUUCUCUGAAGAAAGACAACCCAAAACAUCAAUGUCUACUACUCAUGGCUACAUGGCAUUCAUUUAUAUUCUCCUCUUGCUGUCUCCUCUCGGUGGAGCAAUGGCCGGACGCGUUUUAAACCCUAGUGUUACAGUCAGAACAAAGCUAUCAGAAUCGAAAGCUCACGAUUUCGUGGCCUUGAAGCCUGAAUUGAAUCACAGGGGAAAUGUGUUUCACAGCAGGGAAGUAAAAAGUUGCAUGCCAAAGGGGUCUGGGCAUUCAUCAGCUCCUAGCCGAUACGUAAACUACCACACUCUUCGUUCAAUGGGGUGCUCUCCUGGCAAGAAUUCAAGGAAACCUUAACCUUCUGUGUGUGGACAGGAAGUUUUUUUUUUGUUUUUUUGGUGUGGUUUGGAAGAAAGAUUGACGAGACAAUUUACAUGGUUGCUCUGUUCUGUUCAUAGGCAGUUGGUGUAUAUGGAAAUAUAAGCUUUCCAAAACCUUCGAGAGAAGGGGA